AUGGCGGAAAUCCAAGUUCUAUCACCUUUUGAGGAUGAGACGGACCAGCCUCCGGGCACAUUCAAACUGAUUCGAGGUGAGGUUCCUUUCCUCUCCUGCGUUGGGGUGUUUAUUGACAACCAUCCUGUCCCAGACGACGGGGCAGAUGAGCACGGGCAGCACAGUGUCGUUCUCGACCCUAUUCCCUCAUUCGACCCCGAACGGGCCCCUAUUAUCUUCACAGCGUUAUCCAUUCAAGCCAUUUUUUGGCAGCAGAUUACCAUUGACCUGAAAGUCACCUACACCCAAUUGAAUAAAGCCAUGUCGGUAAACUUUGUCGGUCUCACAGCUGGUUGUAUUUUCUUUAUUCCAUUCGCGAAAAAGUACGGCCGACGGCCGGUUUAUAUCGUCUCAACAGCACUAAUGUUGACGACGUCAUUCUGGACAUCCAGAAUAAACAGUCUGACAGAGCUAUAUGUGACCAACUUGCUACAAGGUUUGGCUGGUGCUACCAACGAGUCUAUAGCGGAGAUAACAAUUGCCGACUUGUUCUUCGUGCAUCAUCGGGGAAGUAUGAACGGAUUAUACUUGACAUGUGUCGUGAUCGGUAGCUUCCUGACCCCCAUGGCUGCAGGGGCACAAGCCACACAUCACGGCUGGCGCUCGUGCUAUCAAACCAUGGGGAUCUCCAACGGUAUCCUUUUUGUCAUUUUCCUCUUCAUCUACGAGGAAACUAAAUACGUCCCUGUGUUCACUGGGCAAGCCCACGCCACAGUUGAAGAAGACAACCCACCCAUCUUAAUCAAGGAAGAUGGUCCGGAAAUUUUUGACUCGGGGUGUUCUGCCAAUUGCUCUUCAUCUGUCAUUGAACGGGCCCAUUCUCAUCAUGUACUGGACCUCACUAUACCGCAGAACCCGUGGCGCAAGCGACUUGCCCUGGCAACGCCAACACCAGAACCAAUCUGGCCGCAUUUCUACCGCCCCUUCUGCGUGCUUAUCCUUCCCGCUGUGGCAUUUGCCGCGGUUCAAUAUGCAGCUGGACUAGCCUGGUUAACAGUAACUUCGAACGUGCUGUCACUCACACUCCCAGAGCCGCCAUAUCUCUUCUCCCCUGCCCAAAUCGGAUACACUAGCGCUGGUCCACUGAUUGGGAACAUUAUCGGUACAGUAUACGGGGGCUUCAUCGGUGAUCGGUCGAUCUUGUACUACGCAAAACGAAACAGGGGCUAUUAUGAACCCGAAAUGCGGUUGUACAUCUUACACCUUCCGGCCAUUUUCAUGGCAGGUGGCCUUAUCAUGUUCGGGGCAACGAUUUCUCGGGGAAUGCACUGGAUCUGGCCGAAUGUCGCAGGUUCCUUUUUCGGGUUUGGCCUGGGCAGUAUUAGUGAUGCUGCAUUGGUGUUAGUCACGGACAGUUACAGAGAGAUUACCGGUGAUGCGUUCACCGCUGUGGCGUUCAUGCGUAACGCGGUCGGUAUCGCUGUUCCAUUCGUGAUCUCUCCAUGGAUCCAGCGCAGUGGCAUACAGAAUAUGUUCAUCACGUGUGGGAUGUUGAGCCUAGCCAUUACUGGGACGAUUGUCCCAAUGGUCUUUUGGGGAAAGUCUGCUAGGCGCGCAUUGGCAGGUCGCUAUCGCGAUAUCGCGGAGCAUGGUCAUGCUAUGUGA
Messenger RNA from Penicillium mononematosum, 1644 nucleotides. RefSeq lists its product as uncharacterized. Gene Ontology annotation, molecular function: transmembrane transporter activity. The coding region runs from base 1 to 1644 and encodes 547 amino acids. Lineage: Eukaryota; Fungi; Ascomycota; Eurotiomycetes; Eurotiales; Aspergillaceae. Gene Ontology annotation, biological process: transmembrane transport. The transcript has 7 exons. The record is from RefSeq and is a predicted model, not a curated record.